UAUCGAUUUGCCCAGUCUUCGGCAAGAACUCAAACAGUCAACAGUGAAAAAAGAUAACACGACGCAAUUUAUUUUUAUUUUCUCGAGCGAUACACAAAGAAACUUUUAUUUCAACUCGUAGGAAUAAGACGAUAAUCUGCUUUUAUUACGAAACUGCAUUAUAGAGAGGUCAAAUGUGUCGCCAACUGGAAGUGAUCGGGAGGAGUUAAUCGUGAAACAUCACAAAAAAAAUCCUUAUCAAGCUUAGAAAAUCGUGAGAUUAGCUGCGAGAAAGUGAAACCCAAAAUUCAAUUUCAGUGCGUAAAAGAAUCGGAAAGUUUUGAGGUGACACAUCGGAUCACUUUUAUUUUCGGUAUAUUGCUUGGCGCGGUGUGAUUCUGCUUGUUACCGCACAUCGAGGAAGACAUCAUGCCACCAUCCCGCCUGGACGGCCUCUACCGAUCGUUACUUUUGACCAAAUUUUUCUGCAAAGGAUGGGGCAAGCCGGAAAAUCUUGAGAGGUUGUUCGCCUUUCGGAAGAUUAUCUCCAAUCGGGCUGCUUGCUCCAAGCUGGUUCCCCCAGACUACCCCAUCGAAAUCACCAAAGAAGAGUUGACCUCCGACUGCAAGAUCCUUGAGGGAAAGUUUAAAACCCCGUUGGAGAUAUACCUUCCUGGUCUGGUGCCGGAUGUUGUCCAAAAUGCUCACUUCCAGAUAAUGCUCCCUCACAAAUGGAACGACGAACGAUUCAAGCCCAUCUGCAUUCACCUGGCCGGAACGGGAGAUCACUACUUUUGGAAGCGCAGAAAUCUAAUUGCCAAACCAUUGUUGAAAGAAGCAAACCUCGGUGCCAUCAUCUUGGAAAACCCAUUCUAUGGAGCCCGUAAACCCAAGGAUCAAAGGGCAUCCAGCUUGCACAACGUGUCGGACAUUUUUGUCAUGGGUGGCUGUCUGGUGCUAGAAUCGUUGGUACUGCUUAACUGGUGCGAACAGAACGGGUACGGCCCUCUCGGCAUAACUGGUCUAUCAAUGGGUGGUCACAUGGCUUCCCUAGCAGCCACCAACUGGCCCAAACCCCUCGUCGUGGUACCUUGUCUUAGUUGGUCUACCGCUUCUUCGGUAUUCACCGAAGGAGUUAUGAGCACUUCGAUUAAUUGGGACGUUUUGGAAACACAGUACUUUUCCGACGGUAACUACCGGGAAAGACUUUCUAAGAUGGUCACCGUCGUUGAUGACGCUUUCGUAGCCGGUCAAACUUUCAUCAAGAACUUCAACCAAUCCGUUGAAGAACUCAAGCAGGACAUCUGUCAAACGAACGAUUUGAUCAAUGAAGACCCCAGCCCAGAUGUUAAUCUAACCGUAAUCCGCGAAACUACGCCAGAACGAGAACAAAAACGAAUUCACAUUAAUCGUCGAAAUGUGCUCAAUCUUUCCGAACCUUUGCUGAACAAACUACUUUCGGACGUUAAGUGCGAACUGGAUCAGACGGAAAUCGACGAGCUGAAUCUCAAAAUUCAGAUAGCAUUGAAAAACUACCAAGAAGAAAAAAAGUCUGACAGCGAUAAACUGAUUCUGGAAGUUAAAGCUGAAGAUACGUCGGAAGCUAUUCCUUCAAAAUCCUUGGGAAGCAAAAUUAUGGAAUUCAUCAGCUGGAGCCAAUCUACCAACGUAAACACUAAUCCCAACUCGAAUGAUACAACCUCAUCGACACCUCCAACUGAGCUGACAUCGAUGGAAAAGCGGGAACCUAUCGACACCACAAAGACACGCUGGUGGGAACGGGAAGCGCUCCAGUUCAUGCGCGGCAUGAUGGACGAAUGUACUCAUCUGAAAAACUUCUCAGUUCCGUACGAUACCUCGCUGAUAAUCGCCGUGUGCGCCAAGGAUGACGCAUACAUUCCGCGGGACAGCUGCUCUAGCUUGGAAGAAAUUUGGCCCGGAGCGGAAGUUCGAUACCUGGAUGCCGGACAUGUCAGCGCUUACGUGCUGCACCAGAAACUCUUUCGAUCAUGUAUUAUUGAGGCGUUCGAACGGGCUCGCAAAAAAAUGAUUCCAGAGAGUGAAUGCGUUCAUGGUGAACCCUCUCGCACUGACACCGAUUCCAGCAAACAGAAAUAAGCUGGAUGGCAAGGAAAACCGUAAAUUAUCCGUCUUUCGGAUAUGGGCUGUGAUCAUCAAUGGGAAAUCAAAUCGAGUCAUACAAAACCAAAACUGGGAUUUCAUUCCGAACUAGGCGUAACCAGCCUAAAGAUUGGCCAGGAACAAAAUGUACUUUUCGUCAUCAGCAAAAAUAUGUCAGAAACAGAAAUACGAACCAUAGUACCAGAACCAUCGGAGUAUUGUGAAGGACAUGAUGAAGUAACAAUCGUUUUGAAAGGAUGCACUUUGGGACAUUUUUGAAGCUUCCGGAUAUUAACCGGAAGUAGACAUUAUCGCACAUGCAGCAACCAAAAUGAGCACAGUAUUUUUUGGAGUCAGUCAAUACCAGAGACAAUGUAUUUAGAAUAGUAAUUCACGUUACAUGAAAAACGUUCAGUUCAAAACGCUUGUACAAUUAACAUUUAUAUUACUAGAAACAUAAAUAACACGCUUUUAGAAAUCAAGUAGUAAAAGUAGUGCUACUGAAAAA
Messenger RNA from Armigeres subalbatus, 2608 nucleotides. Its product is annotated as protein ABHD18-like. The coding region runs from base 409 to 2097 and encodes 562 amino acids. The record is from RefSeq and is a predicted model, not a curated record. The transcript is spliced from 4 exons. NCBI's taxonomy places the organism in Eukaryota, Metazoa, Arthropoda, Insecta, Diptera, Culicidae.